AUGGUCUCGUUGCCAAAAGAAGUCCCCGAAGGAGAAAAGAUCUUUUCUAUCAUAGCGAGGAACGGAACAAAGUUCACUGUCGAACUUGCGAAGGCAAACGGAACAGAUCAAUUGGACGUUCAGAAGUCGAAUAUGCUCCUCAAGUCGAUCAUCAUUGAAGGAAAUCGAAAUAUGAUUUCGUGGAGGAAAAGCUUCUUCGACUUUGAACACAGAGAAACGAAGAGAUCGGGGUCGGAAGAAAUCAAUAUCCUCCCGGGGUUCUCCUCGACCGUCCAAAUCUUCGACGACAAAUCUUAUAUUGUUGUCGAUAAGUCAUUCAGAGUGCUGAGGACAUCAACUUACUUGCAAACACUCUCUGGAAAGAGUCAAGACGUCAUCAAGAAAGAGUUCCAGCCAUGUGUGUUGUACAACAAAAUCACUAAGAGACUUGAGAAAAUCGAUGAGAUCUCAUUUGAAAUGACUCCAUUGAGCACGUUCAAGAGAAAAGAUGGCUCUGAAAUUUCGAUUAAACAGUACUACACGGACAAAUACACCAAAAUUGUCACGGACGAUGGUCAACCCAUUUUGAUCCAGAAAAAGAUCGAGAAAGACUCGGAAGGAAAGGAGGUUGUCAAACAGCCGGCGUACUUUGUACCGGAAUUCAUGUGCCCAACAGGCAUGACUGAUGCGAUGAGAGCAGACAACAGACUGAAUCAAGACAUGGCAAGUAUUUUCCACGCUGAUCCAAGAGAGAAGAUGAGAAGCUUGAAGGAGAUUGCCACGAACAUGUCCAAUAUUGUGGAUAUGAAGAACUGGAGAAUCGACAUUUCGACUGAACCUGCGAAGUUCUCAUCGUUCAAGUUGCCACAACCGUCGUUGAUAUUUAAAGAUAACAAGAUUGAACCGGAUGAGAAGAGAGACUGGAACAGAUUAUUGAAGAACGUCUCGUACAUUAACAUGAAGCCAUUGACUAAGUGGACUGCUUUCAUGACCGAGAGUAGCAGAGACGAUUUCAACAAAUUUGAGGGACAACUCUCCAAUUAUUAUCGAAGAAUUAGAGUGGACUAUGCCCGCCCAGUCAUCAAGAUCAUUACGGGGACCCAGAUUGAAGGACUUGAAGAUUCGACAACUGGUGACGAUUUGGUGUUUGCUGUUACACAACCCGAUUCCGUCUAUGAAACUAUUAAGAAGUUCUGUGUUAACAAACACAUCCCAACUCAAUGCAUCAA
Messenger RNA from Entamoeba invadens IP1, 1208 nucleotides. RefSeq lists its product as hypothetical. Gene Ontology annotation, cellular component: P granule. Gene Ontology annotation, biological process: regulatory ncRNA-mediated gene silencing. Gene Ontology annotation, molecular function: protein binding; piRNA binding. The record is from RefSeq and is a predicted model, not a curated record. Lineage: Eukaryota; Evosea; Mastigamoebida; Endamoebidae. The transcript has a single exon. The annotation marks the transcript as partial.